Molecule: messenger RNA, 649 nt
Organism: Drosophila teissieri
Lineage: Eukaryota; Metazoa; Arthropoda; Insecta; Diptera; Drosophilidae
Gene: Det
Product: baculoviral IAP repeat-containing protein 5
Exons: 3
Coding region: 91-552 (153 amino acids)
Source: RefSeq, a predicted model, not a curated record
UGCUUUCAAAGGCACAGCAACAACGACGCGCUGUUUGCAAAAAAGAACUCAAUUUUAGGAUUUCUCUUUAGAAUUGUUGAGUAAUAGGAAAUGGAAUCGCCAGCGGUGAACGAAGUCGCAGCGGGCUUGGGCGGUGAAAAACUUGAGGUGUUUCGCAAGCUAAAUCUUCUGGAACAGCAUCGCGUGGAGAGCUACAAGAGUUGGCCCUUCCCAGAGACCGCAUCCUGCAGUAUUUCGAAGAUGGCCGAAGCGGGGUUCUAUUGGACGGGCACCAAGCGGGAAAAUGACACUGCCACUUGCUUUGUGUGCGGGAAAACCCUCGAUGGCUGGGAACCCGAGGAUGAUCCGUGGAAGGAGCACCUUAAGCAUGCACCCCAGUGCGAGUUCGCGAAGCUGUCCUGUCCAGAAAGGGAUCUAACCGUGUCACAAUUUCUCGAAAUUCUUGGAACCGUUGUUAAAGGCAGCAUAGAGAAAACCUGCAAAGCCUUCAAAUCGAGCUUCAUUCGGGAAAACGAGGAGCGUCUGGAUGAGUUUACGCAUAAUCAAAAAUAGAGCGCUAAUUUUUUAAACCUUUAAUAUAUAUAUAUAACCUGCUAUUUAUCAUGAUUGUCAAUAAAACGCAAUGUUAGUCCCAUUGAAUGUACCAAAA